Molecule: messenger RNA, 1425 nt
Organism: Anneissia japonica
Lineage: Eukaryota; Metazoa; Echinodermata; Crinoidea; Comatulida; Comatulidae
Exons: 3
Coding region: 446-1045 (199 amino acids)
Source: RefSeq, a predicted model, not a curated record
UCCACCACCAUUAUCACAAUCGUCGUCGUCAUCAUCAUUGGCAAUCACACCAUUAUCAUCAUCAACAUCAUCAUCAGCAGCAUCAUCAUCAUCAUCAUCAACAACAACAUCAUUAUCAUCAUUAGGCAUACCAACAACACAAUCUUCAUCCUCAUUACCAUCUACAUCGUUUUCAUUUCAAAGUGUUACUGACACUGUCUUUAACACAUUGUAUUUUACUACGCAAGUUGAAACAGUUGAUACUAGUGGCCAAGAAACCUUAAUAAAUGACCAGGAAAAAGUUGACCAGCUGUCAACUGACCAACAGCUUACUGAUGUAUAUCACUCACCAGAUCCACAACCAACUGGUUUUAUUGAUAGACAACCACAGGAUGAGCAUUACACUUACCAUCAACAGAAUGGAAAAAAUCAAACAAAUGCAGGUUCAACAGCUCAACGACCACCAAUGGAACAAACGACAACUAAUCGACGGCUAACUAAGCAGAAUCAGGAUUCAUCCAGACAACAACCAACUCACCAGCCAACAAUAAACAUUACGUUUUUUGAGCAGCUAUCAACUGAAGUGACUGUUGAUAGUGAACAGUUUUCUACUACAGCAGAGAGUAGAGAUUCAAGAUUGCAAACUGAAAAUGUUGAUCUUACAUCACUUCCAACUGAACAAAACGAAGUAUCAACUACAAGCAAUCCAUAUGGAACGACGGAAGAUGAUUUAUACAACCCCACUUCACUCUAUAACCUUAUGACAUCACGUCCUGCAGUUGGAUCCAAACAUGCUAACAUCACUGGUACCGCCGUUGUUACCAUAGUGAUAAUAUGUUUCUGUAUAUUAGGAGGUUUAUCAUUCAUUGCCGUUAUCACCAUCAUCAUUAUCAAAAGGAAACAGGUUGAUAAAUCGGCUACUACUAACCAUCAUUUUUCAAAUGCUCGUGGAUUAGACUUCGAAAACCCAGCAUAUAAAAUAUAUGAUUUACAAAACUUAGAUAAAGAGUAUGGUGUGUCAAGAACGGAAGACGGUCUUCCCAACUUUAAAGACAGCAAGUUGUGAAACGUAAUCAAGAAAUGAUAGUAUAUCAUCAGCUUUAUAUACAGGGCAUGAAUUAUUUUAAACAUCUUUUUUAGUGUUAUAUCCUCAAUUCUAAUAAUUCUAUUUCUACAUAAUCAUAAAGUACAUAAUAUAAUUAUGAUAUAGCUACAAAAUUAAUAAAAUAUAGAAACCCCUGAAAACAUUAAUAUGUCCUUUAAAAUAAUCUAUCGAUUAAUUUAUUAACCUCUAAUGAUAAACAAAGUUAUUUUUCCCCAUAUAGGCCUACAAGCCAUCAUAAAUGCAAAAAAUGAUCACCAGCCAUUAAGGAACCUCAACAGCCCAUACUAAAGAUUAGGAACAUUUUUAAAUAGGACGGAGUAAGCAAUCUUAAUUAUUAUUGA